Rhipicephalus sanguineus (brown dog tick) is the source of this 1152-nucleotide messenger RNA. RefSeq lists its product as uncharacterized. The record is from RefSeq and is a predicted model, not a curated record. The transcript is spliced from 3 exons. Lineage: Eukaryota; Metazoa; Arthropoda; Arachnida; Ixodida; Ixodidae. Bases 93 to 746 code for a protein of 217 amino acids.
GCGGCCACGCGAGACGGUCUCGUUACAAGCUGUGGUUGUAGCCAACGACGUUCAACACCUCUGAGCGCUAGACACUCGUGCGCUGCAGCACCAUGACACCGCUGCCGUGUCUCGCUUGGAUCGCAUUGCUUGUUUUCACCUGCGACUCCGUCGUCACUGGACGUCCUAUUCGUAAUGGUACAGCUACAACUGUAGCCUCCACCAAUAGGCCCACAACGCUGGUCACAUCACCAACCACGGAGUCGUACGAAGAACAGCCUCCGCCAUGGCGCCAGUCGGGGUCGUUGGCCGAUGGCGUACGUCAUCAUCCCUCACUGACUCUACUGAGCUUCGACCCCGGCUGCCGAAAACGGGUCUUCUGUGAGGCGGCUCGUACCCUCACCUACGCGUUCCCCUUGUCCAGGUCGUGGCAUGGAGAAGUCAGGGAGAGGCCCGUGCCAACAAACGAGUACUUCGCCGCGUGGUCCAAAGGACUGCUGGGCCACGACUGCUCUCACCUGUACCAGGACUGCUCGGACAGUCCGGCCGGCUGGGUGAUGCCCCUGGUCAGGGAGGCCAUCGGACCGAGGGGAUUUGUAGGAGCGUUCAUCGAGCGCCUGGCCGCUGCCUCAGUGCGGCACGCCAUCGUAGGCCACGGUGCACCGCCCCGACCCUCCCUAGUCAUGGAAAAGCUGCGCAAGGGCGAACGACGAUUGGCCGAUGCCGUCGAGCCACCCAUGCCGUCCAUCGAGUUUACACCCCGUUGAAGAAAAAUUGAACUCGCCGUGACGACCACUUCUCGCAGGAAGUACUGAAGUGCUGUGCAUAUAUCAUGACACGUGUGACGAGAUGCUUUGCCCUGCUUCCCGUUAUGAACAGGCUGCGGCAGUAAGCCGUGAGCAUGACCAUUCGGCUAAACGGACUUUCGACGUACCGGUCUCCUUUCAGAAGACUUGGUUUCAGGCCUUACUGCACUAAGAUUGACUCUGAAAUAAAGUUCUAUCUUAUUAUUACUUUCACGACAUUGUACUUGCUUACCUCAAUAACGAGGACGUUAUUAUAAUCAGGGAGUCCUAUACACGACCCUUCCCCUCUUGGAGUGUAUCUCCUCCACAGGACAUAUGCAGAAAACGAAGCGAAACAACCCCCCUCCCUCACAGACCCCCUCCCCGU